Molecule: messenger RNA, 1062 nt
Organism: Mercurialis annua (annual mercury)
Lineage: Eukaryota; Viridiplantae; Streptophyta; Magnoliopsida; Malpighiales; Euphorbiaceae
Exons: 3
Coding region: 1-1062 (353 amino acids)
Source: RefSeq, a predicted model, not a curated record
AUGAAGGAAGAUAGAUCUCUCAAACAUCACAUGUUACCAUCUCUUGAUGGCGCCACAACAAGAAUUGCUAGACCUCACGUCGAAGCAAAUAACUUUGAGGUCAAGCCGGCGUUCAUUCAAAUGAUCACUCACAACCUCUCAUUUAAUGGAUUGCCUAGUGAUGAUCCUUAUGAGCAUAUUACCAACUUCUUGGAAUUAUGCAACACUUUCAAGAUGAAUAGGUUUUUGGAGAAGUAUUAUCCUACUUUAAAAACGGCAAAGCUUUGCAUGGCUAUUACCACAUUUGCUCAACAAGACUUGGAGAGCCUCCCUGAAGCUUGGGAACAGUUUAAUGAGUACCUAAGGAAGUGCCCUCAUCAUGGAGUUCCGGGUUGGCUAGUGGUGGAAACAUUCUUCAACGGGCUAAAUGGAGCAACAAGAAUGAUGCUUGAUGCGGCAUCCGGAGGGAGUUUUAGAGAAAAGGAACCCAACCAAUGCAAUGACUUGAUUGAAACCAUGGCGGCCAACAAUUAUGAGCGAUCCUUAAUUCAUAAACCAGUUAGAGACCAUGAGAUUGAAACUAUUUCAGCUUUAGAUGCCGAGGGAUCCAAUUAUGUGGAUAAUCAAGAAAGAGGCCAAAAUAAUUCCUACUAUAAUACCUAUAAUCCGGAGUGGAAAAAUCACCCAAAUCUUUCAUGGAGCAACACACAAAAUGCGGUAAGGCUUCCACCUGGAUUUCAACCUCAAGAACCACGGAAACCAAGUUUGGAAGAUAUUUUAAUUCAACAUAUGCAAAAGACCGAUUCGCUUCUCCAAAACCAACAAGCUUUUAUUAAAGGAUUAGAGAAUAAAAUUGGUCAUAUUGCAAACUUGGUGGCAACCCGCGCUCAAGGUACAUUGCCUCGCAACACCGAAGUUAAUCCUAAGGAGCAAGUUAUGGAAAUUACUUUAAUAAGAGGGUCUGAUUUUAAAUGGGCAUCAAUAAAAUUUCAAGAGGGGGAAGUAGAUGUUCUAGCCAAGCCGGUUAAGGAAGAAAAAGUAGUGGAGCUUAAGCCAUAUGUUCCAAAACUUCCAUAUCUGUAA